Molecule: messenger RNA, 1105 nt
Organism: Prorocentrum cordatum
Lineage: Eukaryota; Dinophyceae; Prorocentrales; Prorocentraceae
Source: the annotation of a GenBank genome assembly
CCUAAUCUGGCGGAGCAGCCCCCCAAAUGGGCGUACUCCUCUUUCGUCCUUCCGACGAAGGUGCAGGGCAAUUCCGCGCGCCCCUCCAGCGUCCAGUGGCGCCAGGAGCGCCGGCUGCAUGCAGCUGCUUCGUAAGCCCCUCCUUGGCCAACCCCCCCGGUGUCCACCCCGAGAGGAUCGUGGUGAAGUCGGUCGAGGACCUGGGCGAGGCCAGCUGGCGGCCGCUCGACAAGACCCACGCGGGCGCUGCUGGGCAGCCUCAAGGGCGACGACCGCCUGAAGGACGUGGUCGUUGUGGCCGAGUGCGGCCCCCACAGGAGAGGGAGACCGCUGCCUUCGACGUCGCCGAGGCCACGGCAGCCAUAGGUAGGACGCUGUUCGUGCCAAAGGGGGGCAACACCCUGCGCUUCAGCGUCGUUAAGAGGCACAGGCUUCAGAAGGACGCGCUCAUCGGCGAGGCGGAGGAGGUCGCGGCCCCGAAGCACGCGGGCCUUCGACUGGUCAGGCGAGGGAAAGAACGGGGCACGUUGUUCGUGCAGAUCACAGAGUCCCUGCACAGUGAUCCGAAGGGCAGCGCUCCUCCGAAUCCGGUAGCCGUCGCACGGGCGCCCCGCGCGCCGGCGAGACCCUGCGGCUGCCUUCCGUUCUCCUGCUUCUGAGCCUCUGUCGCGAUGCUCUCGUGAUCUCGGCUCUAUUGGGCAAACAGAACUACAGGCAGGAAUUUUUGCAGAGCGUGUCGCGGCGGCGGCCGCGGCGACAGGCUGUGCCUUGCGAGUGGAUAGCGUGUCGCUCCGCUCCGUCGGGCGGGAGGUCGGGAAAGGCUCGCUACGUUGACGCUUGAGGACUGGGACAUAGAUGGCGUGUCGCGCUGAGGCGUGGUGGGCCAGAGUUGGCGGCGCGACACGCUAAGGCAACGUUCCUGACCGUAUGCGCAUACACUGAUCUUGGCCUGGCCAGGAUCGGUGCAUGUUCGUAGUUCUCUGCCUUCUAUUCGUUUCGGCCUCUGUCCUCCUGCUCCUCUUUCUUACCUCUGCCCUUGCCAGUAGGGGGAGAGGUUCCAAAGGGGACGGGUCUCUGAGGUGGUCGGUUGCUCCCGGGUUUUCGG